Molecule: messenger RNA, 2321 nt
Organism: Sardina pilchardus (European sardine)
Lineage: Eukaryota; Metazoa; Chordata; Actinopteri; Clupeiformes; Clupeidae
Gene: aggf1
Product: angiogenic factor with G patch and FHA domains 1
Exons: 16
Coding region: 41-2248 (735 amino acids)
Biological process (GO): vasculogenesis
Molecular function (GO): nucleic acid binding; protein binding
Source: RefSeq, a predicted model, not a curated record
GCUCAUUUCAGUCAGCGGGAGUCUGGACAAUCUUGAAAAAAUGAGUCGAGAAGCUGAACAUGGUGUUGAUGUGUCUGGCCUGAAACUGAAAGUGGAGGCACUGGAGCAUGAACUGAAGAUGUGCAGGGCAGAGCUCCAGAAACUCCAACAUCAACUUAGUCAAAGACAACAGCAUGAAAACACAGAUGACUACAAUGAAGAUCUCAGACAGCAGGUUAACAAAUUAAGUGCUGAGCUUUAUGCACAACAGAAGCAAGAGAAAAAACAGACAGAUGCAGAGACACAGACAGAGCAUCACACUUGGACAGAGAUAGAUCACAACAGGUAUGACUUUGGAGGUUACCAUUGUUCUAAGACAGAAAUGGAAGUUUUAGAAGAUGCUGCUGCUGAAAAUUCUAGUGCUGUUUACCGUAACAUGAGCCUGUGCGAUGGCAGUAAAGAAAGUGGGAACAUAGAUUCCAAUAAUUCUCUUCAGCCACAGACAGGUAAUAGUGGCUCUAUUGCUGAUGUGCUGCGUGCCACUGCUGAAGAGGCCCUAUGUCAUACAGGAUUUGUUUUUGAUGAGAACUCUGGAAUGUACUUUGAUCACAGCACUGGCUUUUUCUAUGAUUCGGUAAAUCAGCUCUACUAUGAUGCCAACACAGGGAUAUACUACUACUAUGAUGCUGACAGUGGAAAAUAUCAGUUCCAUUCAAGGAUAGAACUUCCCAGCACACAAGAUUUGGCUCAGGACCACGAGACGGACAAGAAAAACAGUCAAAAGAACACGGUUGGUGCUCUUGAACACAAAGAUGGGGACAGGGUAGGAGAAGGACUGAUGAGUGUCAAUCAUGAGUUUGACACAUUGGAUGUAGUGUGCCAGAAGAGGAAGGAACGUGUGACAAGGAAAUGCAGACAAUCAUGCACCACAGAACAUGUUAAAAAAAAGAAGACAUCCAAAAAAAGCUGCCAUAGCCAAAGCCCCCAACCCUCUGUAAAGAAGAAGAAGGCCAAAAAAAAGAGAAUAGAGGGUGACACGCAUUCGGAAGGUAUAAGAAGGAAGCAUAAGAAGACUCGGAAGGAGAAAAAGAUUCACAGGAAGCAGUGCGUCUUAUUACAGCGCCAUGAAGAUAAACAGAGCAAUUCAAGAGAUCCCAGCACAGACCGUGAACUUGAGGAGGGAGAAAUAAUGGCAUCAGGGGGAGAUGAGUCAAAUUCCUCUACCUCCAUCUCUGAGACCCCUAGUAGUCCCAACACUGAGGAAGUGGCUCCUGAGGCUUGGCCCCCCUGCGUACGUGUCACAGUGGUCCGUUCCCCUGCAUUACAAAUUGGAAGUCUUUUCAUCCUCACAGCAGAUGCUGCUGCUUCUAUUGGCAGGGAAAAGGACCUGGAUCAUGCGAUUCGAAUACCAGAGGCUGAAGUGAGCAAAUCACAUGCCGAGGUAUACUUUGACCUUGACCAGCAAUGCUACAUGCUGGUUGAUCUAGGGAGUCAGAAUGGAACUGUCAUCAAUGGCAACAGAAUAUUUCAGUGUUGGCGAAAUAAAGCCUUAAACAUGCGAAUCUGCACUCUGUCUCCGCACUCGCCCAAAGUUCGCUGUGAACCUUGUCCUCUCAGCCAUGGGGAUGAAGUCAGAAUAGGAGAGACUGUCCUUUCCUUUCAUAUCCACCCAGGAAAUGACACCUGUGAUGGCUGUGAACCUGGACAGAUUAUUGCUCACCUCAGUCGACAUAAGAAAGAACACAACUCGGGUCAUGUAGUAGGAGAGAACAAAGAGAUCCAGAGGCAAAGAGAGCUAAAACAGAUGAAAGUCAAAUAUGGUCUCAAGAACAGUGACUUUGAGGCCACCAAGGCUCUUAACAACCCCAUGUAUAAAGAUCGGGCUAAGACCAGGAGAUGGAUUGUUGGCAGUGAGGGAACCUUCUACAGGGAUGAUUCUCCUUCCUCUGUGCAUGUUGAGAUCAGCGAGGUCAACAAAGGCAGGAAAAUCCUAGAGAAGAUGGGAUGGAAAAAGGGGGAAGGGCUGGGAAAGGAUGGUGGUGGAAUGAAAGAUCCUAUCCAACUCCAGGUGCGGAAGGCUCAGUCUGGACUUGGCUCCUCCAUGUCCAUGGUUGUGGAUUAUGCAUCGUUGUCUUCAACCAAGAACCAUGAAAAGUGGAGGAAAGCCCAGGAGCGCUUUAUUGAGACUUGUGAAACACCCUCUCUGACUUCUAGCGCAGUUGAAGAGAAAUCAUUCAAAGCCUGGGUAAAAGGGAAGUCCACAGACUGACUGAAGAAUAUGGUUGCUCUUUUCUUUAUGUGCAAGUUAAAUUCAUAAUAAAAUUACCCAGUUGUAACUGUUA